AUGGCCAACAGUGCUAAUACAACGAAAAAGAUUCGCAAUGUCGGAAUGGAUAAGUACAAUUCCGUGGCAGGUAGUUUAGCCAGUACUGGUGCUAACACCUGUGUUGCUGUUAUCGUUUUUUUUCACGAAAACAACAACAUUUUUAUCGAACAUCGCAACUCUUUUCCACAGCCGCUGAGUAACAACAGUAUGAAAAGAUGUUUGCAAUAUGUGGCAUCACAUAUCGAUGAUAUCAAUCACACCAACGCAACGAUUUCAUCCGUUUUCAUUCUUGGUGGUGUGAACAAAUCAAACGAUGUUGAGAAUAAACAAAGUGUUAUUGAAAAUAUAAUCAAGGAAAACGACAUUCAUGAUUCAUCUACAUACAGCAAGAUGAUCAAGAAUAUCAAAUUGAUGAAUGCUGCGAUUAAUCUGUACACAAAAUCGCCGAAUCAGAGCUGA
This is a messenger RNA of Adineta ricciae, 441 nucleotides long. NCBI's taxonomy places the organism in Eukaryota, Metazoa, Rotifera, Eurotatoria, Adinetida, Adinetidae. The record is from the annotation of a GenBank genome assembly.